CGGUUGGGUGAGCCGAAAGAGUUGACUUGGCUGAUGGUCAAUCGGUCAAUCAUGCGGCCGAGGCCGGUGUGGGCGUCGACGCCUCCUCCAAAUCCCUUUCUUGAUCCUACUGCAGAAGAAGCAAUCCUUCGCCAGCCUCCCAGGAAUCAACCGGCAACGGGCAGGGCAAUUUCUCAUCCCCCUGUUGAUUCUCUGUGGCUUGGUGGAGUUGUUUGUGGCCUUUCUUUGUUUAUGGGGAAGAUAGAAAUCUGUGCAUCCGCAGCCAUUCAAUUCAACCUUUGAAGAUUGUAUUCUUUUUCUUCUUAAUCUUCUUUCCAAGGAAGACAAGUUGCCUUCUCUUGCCCCCGCCCGCCCCUCCCGACCCCUUGCGGUCCACUUUUUCUUUUAGGGAGAAAGAGAGAGAGAGAGAGAGAGAGAGAGAGAGAGUUUUGCUAUAUAAUGAAGGCAUAGGGUAGCUGCUGGAAGGAUUCUAAUCAUUUGCUUGUUUGCUAUUUUUUCCUCCUCUUCUUCUCAUCCCAGAAAGCACAAGGAGGUACAAGAGAAGUGGCCAGGCAAUGUUUCAGAGCCAGAUGGCCAGGCCACCAUCCUUCAGAGGUGCACUCAAAGCCCUCGAAGCUGACAUAAACCAUGCCAACACCUUGGCAGAUGCUAUCCAAAGGGCUUAUGGUGGUGCAUGUCUCCAGAUGAGGUUGUCUUAUAGCCCCUUGGCACCCUUCUUUCUCUUCCUAAUGCAGUGGUUGGACUGCACUUGUUCUUACAGCCUACCGCGCAAUUUGGGGCUUUUUCGAGUUCUUGUCCACAAGGUCUAUGUUGAUGGUAUGACAACAGUAUCUACUUUCGAAAGGCGAGCUAGCAUUAGAGAGUUCUACGCUAUUAUAUAUCCCUCCCUUCGACAACUCGAAAGCAACUUGGUCGAAAGAGCACGAUCUAAGAAGGGCCGAGCUGAAGAGGUAGUUGUCAGGAAAAGGAUGGAACACUGGAAGAAGUUUUUUGAUAGGGAAUUGGACAGAGACGACGAAUGUGGAAUUUGUAUGGAGGUUUGCACCAAAAUGGUCCUGCCGAACUGCAACCAUGCCAUGUGCAUAAAAUGCUACCGUGACUGGAAUGUGAGAUCUCAGUCCUGCCCCUUCUGUAGGGGAAGCAUAAAAAGGGUGCGGUCAAGAGACCUAUGGGUGCUUACAAACAAGAGCGAUGUGGUCGACACCAUGACUUUAGAAAUGGAUAACCUGAGGCGCUUCUAUUCCUAUAUAGAUAGUUUGCCGCUGAUCAUUCCAGACACCCUUUUCUUGGUUUAUUAUGAUUAUGUAGUAUGAUCAGGAGACCUAAGGAGAAUGGUGUACAGAUUGCUGGAAAGCUGACCAUUCCAUUCCUUAUGGAUUGGGUCUGGUAAGAAAAGAGCUCUUCCGACCUCACACUUCAUUUGUUCCAAUUGUGAAGUAGAGUACCAUUGUAAUUCUCCUAAGAAUAAUUGCAUAUAAAAUGAACGUUUUAAGGCACAUUGUUAAAGAAAACUUUGUAGAAGAAAAACAGAAGGAAAAGAAAAGGUGGAGUUCAGUAUA
This is a messenger RNA of Musa acuminata subsp. malaccensis (wild Malaysian banana), 1559 nucleotides long. Lineage: Eukaryota; Viridiplantae; Streptophyta; Magnoliopsida; Zingiberales; Musaceae. The record is from RefSeq and is a predicted model, not a curated record.